AUGUCCCUCCCCAACGGCCAACACGCAUGGCAGCCGCCCUCCAUUCAUCAUCAACCUUCCAGCCGCCUGUUCCAUCAACUUGAUGAUGGUCCUGCGCGGAACGGAACCCCCGUCGACCACUCCAUGACGUUGAUGCCUGAGGCACAACCUGAUAUUGAGGAAGAGCGACGACGCGCCUUGUUCAAGGACCUCUAUCACAAGAGCGAGGCAAAGAUCUCGUUGCUGUUCGCCGAUGACGGUUCCUACAACUACCCUGCCAUCGAUGCACUGCGCCGCCCCUCCGCCCCCUCCCCCUCCAUCCUACCCCCUACCACCGACCAUGCGCCGAUCCAGGAGCCUCCAUUAAAGAAGGCUAAGCGGGUCAUCGACGAAGACGACUAUGGCGAUGAUGACGACGAGGACGAUGACGAUGAAGAAAAUGCCACGCCGAACGACUCAAACAAGCCCGCGAGCGGCACCGCCGCCGCCGGCGCCGGCUCACUGCUCUCCCCCUCCAAGUCCGGCAGUUCGCCCGUGCACUCCGUCAGCUCGCCCGGCAAGCAUCUCGAGAGACUCAAACACGCCGACGGGUCCCAGGACCAUACAAAGACGAGCGAGGAUGCGCGCAAGCAGCUGGAGGAGGCGCGCCUCGCGACCGAGGAGGCGGCGAGGCGGAGCUUCCACACUAUAUUCUACACCCUCGAGAACGAUCGGACUGCCAUGCUCGAGCAGCAGCAGCUGGAAGAGUCGGAGAAACAGUUGCAGGCUGAGAUGGAAAACAACAAUAACCACAUCGCCGCCCACGGCGCCCAGGCCGAGAACCACGGCUCACUCAGCAGCGCCAAUCUUGGCGCGUCGAGCCUCACUCUCAAACACCUAAUUGCGAGGAUCGACAUGAAACGCGACCAGGUUCGCGCUUCCGACGCUGAGCUGCGAUCCCUUAUGAACGAAGUGCGCAAAAACCGAAGCAAAUGGGCCAGCGAAGAGAACGUCAACCAGGAAGAGCUAUACGAGGCCCUCGAGAAGGUCCUGACAGAGCUGAAGGCACAUACGGAAUACUCUACACCCUUCUUGCAGAGGGUCAACAAGCGCGAUGCGCCCGACUACUACAAUCUCAUCAAGCAGCCUAUGGACAUGGGCACCAUGACGAAGAAGCUCAAGUCCCUUACCUACAAGUCCAAGGCGGAGUUCGUCACCGACUUGAACUUGAUAUGGGACAACUGCCUGCGAUACAACCAAGACAUGGGCCACCCUCUCCGUCGCAUGGCCAACGGCAUGAGGAAAGAGGCCGAGAAGCUCAUCCCCCUCAUCCCGGACCUCGUCAUCCGCCCGCGGGCUGAAGUCGAGGCCGAAGAACGACGCAAACAGAAUGGUGGCGAAGAGGAUGGCGGCGACGACUCGGAUGACGAGCCCAUUAUGUCGUCCCGCGGCCGGACCGCCGGCACCAAGGGCGCCAAGUCGCGGAAACAACCUGCGGAUCAGAAGGAAGGCACGCCCAGCGUCGAUCAGAAGCCGGUCCUGCAGCUCAAUGGCCUCUUGGCUAAAGGCCGGGAAGGCUCUGAGGCGGUCGAUGGGAGCGGAUUCGGGACCCCGAUCGCAGGCUCGGCCACCCCCGGUGGCAUUAACGGGCACUCCGGCAUUGGGAGCAACGCGGACGCCAUGGACAUUGACGGGCCGACACUGAAUGGUAUGGCGCUCGGACAAGCUCUCAACGAGGCUGCGGAACAGGCCUAUGAGGACGACGAGUACAAAAUCUGGAAGCAAGUCACCAAGAAGGACCGCGCACUCAUCGCUAAGGAACGCCACAUGAUGUUCAAGGACAACAAGCUCAACUCUGAUGCGCCUGCCCUGCUCAGGAACAAGGCCGGAAUUCGGUGGUAUCUGAGGGGUCAAAAGGAGGCCGAAGCCCUUGGCGUCAUCGGUCACUCCCAAGUAGACUCCUCUGCCGUGGCCGCGAAGGAGGCUGCCAAACCAGCCGAGACCCUUGCGGAAGGCAUGGAGGGAGAAGAGGAGAAGAGCGUGCCCGCAUACUAUGAACCUCUGACUAUGAUCCCCGAUAUCCAGCCUAAGCUCCAGUGGAUCGAGGACGGCGAGGGUCAAGUUAUCAAUCAGCACGAGGAAUAUCUCCAAAUGAUCCCCGAGGGUCACUUUGUGGCGCCCAAGAGCAAGUUGACAAGCAAGAUUGACAACAACAUUCGGCAAAUCCAAGAGACCAGGAAACUAUCGAGCAAGAUCGGCGUCAUCAAACAGAUGCAGAUCCAGACUCAGGUUUACAACAACCAGUUUCCCAAGUCCAAUUACGAGGCGUUCAUCGAGCAAGACGCCGAGCCCUCUUUCAUUGCCGAUGCCGGGCCUGUCAUUGCACCGGAGACCUGCCGCCGCGCGUUGCAACGCUCCGUCGCUAAGAUUCUCUACCACACCGGUUUCGAGGAAAUGCAACCGUCGGCCAUUGACGCCUUGACUAGCAUCGCGUCCGACUACUUUGAGAAGGUCAUCAAGACCUUCAAUGUAUACCGCGAGGCAGAGAAGAUCGAGGCGGCUAACCCCCGGGUCGAAGACGGCGCCCGGUUCCAGCCGCGGUUCACCCCCGAGGAGGUCAUCUUGCACACGCUUGAUGAGAACGGAUGCGACUUGCUCAGCCUGGAGUCAUACGCCAAGGACGAAGUUGACCGACUCAGCUCUAAGCUCGGGGGUAUCCACGAACGUAUGAAGUUCCACCUUACCGAGCUCCUCCGCCCUGCUCUUACGCAGGAAGCCGGUCAAGAUGGAGUCGGCGCCUUCAAGGACGGCAGCGAGCAGUUCGUCAGCGGCGACUUUGCCGAAGACCUCGGCGAAGACUUCUUCGGCUUCAAGGCUCUCGGUCUGGACAAGGAGAUGGGUCUUGACAUGCUCUCGGUCCCUCUUCACUUGCUCCAGUCUCGUGUUCGCAACCAGUUCCAGAUGCAGACCCAAACGGUGGGUACCGAAGUCACCGAUCUCUUCGACUCGCUGCCACCUGUCGAUCCCGUCACCACAGAAAACAUCCAUGAUCAGAUCGGCCUGGUCAAGAACUUCUUCCUUGCCAAGCUCCACGCCAAUGACGACUCGCCGUUGGUUGAAGACGAAGAGCUUCCUGUCAAGCAACGACGACCCAGACCCCGCCUUGGCGCCUCUGGAAAGAUCGUCUCACCACAGAAGCGGCCGCCCAAGGAGCAAAUCGCUCUGGCCAAGAAGAAAAAGAAGAUGGAGCUGGCGGCGCAGGCCGGUGACAAGGGCGUCAACGCUUCUCCGGAGAAGAAGGGCGAGACCACCCCGGCCAAGAAGGCCAAGCACGCCAACAUCAACGGUGCGGGCCCCAACCCGGCAGCGAUCGCACUGCCUCCCAGCAUGGAGCGGCACGAAAGCAUGCAGAGCCAGGGCAACGCUAGCCAGACCGAUAAGGACGAGCCUAUGGGUAUGAUGAGCCCCGAGAGCAUUGAGAGAUGA
This is a messenger RNA of Colletotrichum higginsianum IMI 349063, 3444 nucleotides long. Its product is annotated as Transcriptional activator spt7. Bases 1 to 3444 code for a protein of 1147 amino acids. The record is from RefSeq and is a predicted model, not a curated record. Gene Ontology annotation, molecular function: protein heterodimerization activity; structural molecule activity. Gene Ontology annotation, biological process: regulation of transcription by RNA polymerase II. The transcript is spliced from 3 exons. NCBI's taxonomy places the organism in Eukaryota, Fungi, Ascomycota, Sordariomycetes, Glomerellales, Glomerellaceae. Gene Ontology annotation, cellular component: SLIK (SAGA-like) complex; SAGA complex.